Molecule: messenger RNA, 387 nt
Organism: Dracunculus medinensis (Guinea worm)
Lineage: Eukaryota; Metazoa; Nematoda; Chromadorea; Rhabditida; Dracunculidae
Source: the annotation of a GenBank genome assembly
AUGGCCGGAAGUAUGCCUUCUUUAAAAGAUAUUCUGACGCGACCAAGCUCGAAAAUUGUUUUUAAUGCUCCGUUCGAUGAGAAACACAUCUAUUAUAUUGAGAUUGCGAAUAUGGGAACUCAUCGGAUUGCAUUCGCGAUAAAGACAACGAAUUUGAAGCGUUUUGACGUGAAACCGUGUUAUGGAAUUUUAAAUCCGAAAGAAACAACAGUUUUGGCAGUCUCAUGCGAAACAUUUAAUCCAGCUAGCGAAAAUUUGUGCGGUGAACGAAUUACCGUGGAAUGGACGAAAAUACCACGCGAUGCGAGCCAGGAGUUCAGCACUUCAUGGUUCCGUGAUGACGGUGCGGUAUGCCGGAAGAUUAUGCCGGUCGAGUACAAUCUUUAA